Molecule: messenger RNA, 1541 nt
Organism: Populus nigra (black poplar)
Lineage: Eukaryota; Viridiplantae; Streptophyta; Magnoliopsida; Malpighiales; Salicaceae
Exons: 10
Coding region: 245-925 (226 amino acids)
Biological process (GO): cytoplasmic translation
Molecular function (GO): protein binding
Source: RefSeq, a predicted model, not a curated record
AUUAUUAGGUUUUGGCUUUGUUGAGUAGUCGGCGUUAAUCUUCAAUAGCAAAGAAAAGAUAGCGACGGCCCGCUGGAGAAACUGAGAUACAGAGAGAGAUUGACAUUCAAUAAAAAAGCAAAUUAUCGACCAUGACUGUUCCUUCCCAGUAGAGGAGUGCUGUGCUGCGCUGCAGCAAUGGGGCAUGUUUAUAUCUAUGUGUUAAGAACUGAUUGAUUGAUUGAAUGAAACGAAUUGGCAGACUAUGGACAGGAGCAGGAGAUGGAAAUUGAAGCAUUGGAAGCCAUACUCAUGGAUGAGUUCGAAGGAUGAUGACACGGAUGAGUCUACUGACAUUCCAGUUCAGCUAGGUCUAGUUUUCUCCCACACGGUAAAGUAUCCAGAUGAACCACCACUUUUGAAUGUGAAGAGCAUACGAGGUAUCCAAGCAGAUUAUCUUAAAAUUUUGAAAGAAAAGCUUGAGCAAGAGUCAUUCGAAAAUCUUGGUAUGGCGAUGGUCUACACGCUAGUUACAUCUGCUAAAGAGUGGCUGUCUGAAAGGUAUUGUCAAGAUGCUAUCAAUGAGGACAUUGAAAACGAAGAGGCAGCUAAAGAUGAUGUAAUUGUCCCACAUGGAGAACCUGUUACUGUCGAGACAUUUCUGGCUUGGAGAGAAAUAUUUGAAGCAGAGUUGGCCCUUGAGCGAGCCAAGCUGAUGCCGGAGUCUGCCCUCACAGCCCCAAAGGAGAAGAAGCUUACAGGCAGACUGUGGUAUGAAAGUGGAAAAGCGAAAGGUGCAGUAGCAGUCAAUGAAGGAUCUGACGAGGAAGAUGAGGAAGAAAUUGAUUUUGAUGACGAUGAUUUUGAAGAUGAUGAAGAAGAUAUGCUUGAGCACUAUCUGGCGGAUAAAUCUGACUCUUCUCACGCUUCAAGGAGAGCUGCAUAAAUGAAAGUAUUUGGUGUUGAAAUUAAGGUUGUCGAAGGCAAGUGGAUGGGCAUUAUCGGCCGAAAAUUUAAUUUCUUUCUGGGCAUUGUCCUACACGUAUUUAUCUCCUUCUCCCCUAUAUAUUUAUUGAGUGAGGAAGAGGGAUGUGUGGAUCCGAGCGAUUUCCUUUUGUUCAAGGGAGGGGCAGGAGGGGUUAAUGUAGAGAUGCAAUCCAGAAUUUAGAACAUGUUGAGAAAAAUCUAGCACAUGAAUCGAAGUACUCUAUUUGCUGAGUUAAUCCAUUACCAUUACAUGUGGACAUUGUUAACGUGAAAAUAAAGUCAUGGUAAGGCGUGACAUAUCCAGCCUUCCAAGCCUCUCACAAGUCUCAAUCCCGAGCUCCAGCACAUAAAGGCUUCAUUCCAAUAAAUGGAAACCUAUACUGAAGAUGCAGAUAUGGCAAUGGCUGACAAACAGCAAGGAUCUGUUCGUUUCUACUGUUUGAGAUGGGGCUCCGAUGGAUGGAUGAAGGAGAACAUCAGAUACAUGUAAAUGAGCAUUUUUCGACUUAUCGAGCUGGUUAAAAACUACUCCAGCAUGACAAAAUUCAUGAAUUAAGUGUGUUGUUGAUUCUAAA